Molecule: messenger RNA, 1800 nt
Organism: Symbiodinium sp. CCMP2592
Lineage: Eukaryota; Dinophyceae; Suessiales; Symbiodiniaceae
Source: the annotation of a GenBank genome assembly
AUGCCGCAGCCGUUUCCGAUCAUUAUGAGCACCCCCUUCCCUAUCGCCUCGCUCGCGCACGUCACCUCGUACUUGCAGUACAUCGAUGUGAUCCUGGAACUACACGACGAUGCGGAAGACUCCCCAGAGGCGCAUGACAACUUGCCCUUGUGGGUGACCAGGUCUUGCGAUCUCAUUACUAGCUCCAUGCGAAGGGCACGACUCCAAUGUAGCACGCCGCGAUUGGUCCGACACGGAUACCAUGAAGCAGUUUUCCGCGUCUCCCUGCAGCACGUGAGCUUAUUCAUUUGUCAGACAACGGCCUCUGUUUGUUUGGACUGGUGCGGGGUUCUACGUGAUCUUCUAGAUUCCACGGAACAUUUACAGCUGCAUCUUGCCCGCAUACCUCAAGCUGCUCUACGACAGGGUGCUCCGUGCAAACUUUUCUACUUCGACGACGAGGAGGGCGUCGAGACCACCAUUUCCGUCUUACGACCGUUUACACUCGGGACGUGCCUUGUCCCCGCCUACUUCCCAUGGUCCGUGAGCGGUCCCGAUCCCGCACUCCACCCCGUCAUCAUCCAGCACGUGCGGGAGGCGCUCCUCAACCGCGAGUACGAGGCGGAAGACAAGUUCAGAACAGUCGACUUAUUGAUUGUCUACAUCAGGGCCCACUUCACCAGCUUUAUCGCCGACUUGCCAACGGCCAGCCCGUGUACCCGAUUGCUUUCGAAUCCACCGACUUGGGAGACGAUGAUGACGAGAUGUUGCAUUCACCUUCACGACCUCCAGGUCGCCGCCACCUACCGCCGCAACCACAUAAACUCCUUGGAUCCUUCCUGGACUUUUACAUUGCGGCAUCACCGGUUAUACGACAAGUUCUUCCCCAUCACGUUUUUGGACGCCUUUCCUGGGUACGAGCUUUAUGGUUUCUACAACUUCAUCGCUUGCGGUUUGCUACCACCACCAACCACCGCGGCCUUCAGGAUCUAUUUUUCAACUCAGACGUACAGCGUUACACUCUACGACAUCACCUACAGUCCAGCGUCGUUUACAUCAAAGUAUCCCACAAGCACCCCGGAUGGUAUAUUGGUUCCACCAUCCACACGGUCACCGACCGGGAAGUCAGCCGCCGGUCGAAAUACAAUCAACUUUGCUCCGGCACACAAGCGUUCUUCGAACCUGCCCUGCGCAUCUGGCACGCGGCCGGCCCUUAUUGCGACAUAUCACCCACACUUGAAUGCCCCCUUCGUGUACACGUUUCUACGGAAGCUGGGGGUGCAGCUGGAGGUACCCAUGAUCGUCACCUUCUUGGAAGGUGGCAACGGAGCUCGUCUUCUACGUGCUCAUCAUCGGUAUACUCACUACCGGGACCUACCGGAACUUCUUGGCACUCGCUCCCUCAUCGAGCAACGGGAGACACUCGCCACGAUCAUACAAUAUGUCGGCAGCAAUGGCAUUCUCAAGUUCUUUUCACAACGAGUGUUACGUCGGAAUAGCACUCCUAUCGCCUACCUCUACUUGCUCGUCCGCUUCCUUGUGUUUGUCGAUGAGGGGACAUUCCGCCUCGUCACCGACUGCUUCCUCUUCCUCAGUUGGCUCAUGACUUUUUACGACAAGCUCAACAUUGGUUGGACAGCUAUAUACUUCAUCACCGAGAAUGGUUUCCGCCUCACCAUCUACCGCGAUAUACCAUUACUGAAAGAAAGGUUUUUGUCUCACACCAAUGGCGACUACAUGGACACACUCUACGGUUGCGACCUGACGGCAGACAGCUACGUGAACUCAAGAACUUACGGGAAAACUCUGAACACAUUGUGA